AUGAGAAACAGCAGCAAAACUCGCAAGCACUCCUCCACGACGGAAGAAGACGAUGUUGCCUCGGUUGAGAGCGGCGGCGGCAGCAGUGUCUCUGGCGUCGACGACUCUUCCGGCAAACUGUCGAGUCAACCGACUACGAUGAAUGGGGAAAAGAGCGCUACUUCCGAGUCUUCUACACUUGCCAGGGCAGAGACUCUGGCGGUCAAUCGGUCCAAGAUGCUCGUCUUGCUGGUACUGACUCUGGCUGCCAUUGGCGUCGGGAUAGCAACGUACCUCUUUACCAAGCAGACAGAAACGCAUGAGUUUGAAAGCAAGUUUCAUGACUUUGCCAUUGAAGUGGAGGAACUUGUUCACGAUGAAGCCAGGGAUGUCUUUCUCACUAUUGAGAACCUAGCUACCAUCAUCACCUCGGAAGCCAUUGCUACCAGGGCCAACUGGCCCAUCUAUUCCAUACCGCACUUUGAGAUCCGGGGUACAGAACUCAAUGUAUUGGCCAACUCACUCAUGGUGGCCUUUUCGCCCUUGGUACAAGAGGCAGAUCGGGAAAAGUGGGAGAUCUUUGCCAACUACCGGCAAACAUGGAUUCAAGAGGGAGUGGACUUUAAUGAAGAACUCCACAAGGACUAUCGGUGGGAAAUGGAACACUUGGAACCCAUCCACCCGACCAUUUACCGAACCAACUCGAGUGCUUUCUCCGCAGACCAUGGAGCCUUUCAUAUGGAUCCCAAUGCCACCCGCAUUCCAGAUGACGGACCAGGCCCGUAUCUUCCCGUCUGGCAACAAGCCCCGGCACCCCAUGACCCGCAUGUCAUUCACUACAAUCUCUUGCGUCACGAAGUCUUUAAUCGAGUCUUUCACGGUAUGAACGAGACAUUGUCUCCCGUGCUCUCUGAAGCAACCGAUCUCGAGUUCUUUUACGGUGGGUCCAUUCGAGACGAUGUCGAUCAUCCUCAUAGCUUCCUCCUCCAACCCGUCUUUGAAGACUUUAACGAGACACACCGCCGCGAUGCAAGUCACAUUAUGGGAGUUGCCAUUGCCAUUCUGCCCUGGGAUCACUACUUUGAGAACAUUUUGCCUUCGGAAGCACACGGAGUGAUUAUCGUCAUGAAAGACACCUGUGGGGGCGAGUUCAGUUACCAGGUCAACGGGGCAGAAGCCAUCUUUUUGGGCUAUGGAGACUUUCAUGAUCCCGCCUACACCCAUUUAGAAGAACAAGCACUCUUUGCUCCAUUUCAACGACUCAACUUUUCCGAAGCCCACACGCACUGUGAAUACGACCUGCACAUUUACCCCUCUCUUGAACUGGAAGAAGAUUAUCGCACCAGCAAACCCAUUGUUUAUGCCUUCUUGGUAGUGGGUGUCUUUCUUGUCACUGCCAUGGUGUUUGUCCUCUAUGAUUACCUUGUCCAGCUUCGCCAGAACAAGGUUUCCUUGGCUGCCAAAAAGAGCCAUGCUGUGGUGGCAUCACUGUUCCCCAAGAAUGUUCGCGACCGUAUCAUGGCAGAUGUGGAAGAGCAGCUCUUGGAAAACGACGGAAAGCUCACCAAGUCCACCAAAGUGCGACUCGGAGCCAUGCCCAAGAGCGAACUCAAGAACUUCCUUGACGAUGGAGUUGCCAACGCAGACGGCGUCCCGUUUGACACCAAGCCCAUUGCAGACCUCUUCCUUAGCACCACCAUCAUGUUUGGCGACAUUGCCGGCUUUACCGCUUGGAGCUCGGUCCGGGAGCCUUCUCAGGUCUUCACUUUGCUUGAAACUCUGUAUCAUGCGUUCGAUGAGACUGCGAAGCGUCGGCGUGUAUUUAAAGUGGAAACUAUUGGGGAUUGCUACGUCGCAGUUGCGGGGCUGCCUGAACCUCGAAAGGAUCACGCCGCGGUUAUGGCACGUUUCGCGAGGGACUGCAUUGGAGCCAUGAACGAUCUCACCAAGAAGCUUGAAGUGUCCCUCGGUCCGGACACAGGAGAGCUUUCCAUGCGUGUGGGACUUCACAGUGGUCCUGUUACGGCCGGCGUACUCCGCGGUGACAAGAGUCGAUUCCAGUUGUUUGGUGAUACAGUCAAUACAGCAGCUAGAAUGGAGUCUAAUGGCGUCAACAAUCGCAUCCAUGUUUCAAGAGAAACUGCCGAUCUGUUGAAACUAGCCGGCAAAGGUCACUGGAUUGUUCCCAGGAAAGAUCUAAUUGAGGCCAAGGGCAAGGGCAAAUUGCAAACCUUCUUCCUGGAUAUCAAGAAACAGUCAUCAGGGUCCCAUACAAGUGCCAGGAGCGCGAACAGCUCCGAGGAAGACGCUCUCGACAUGCCGCAUCUCGAUCCAAUGUGCGGACCUACCCCCGACACUGUUCCUCCCCAUCUUAAGCGAAAGAUCCAGUGGAACGCCGACAUUUUGCUUCGUAUGCUCAAGCAGAUCGUUGCUCGCCGCAACGCCGAGAAGAAGUUCGGCGUUGACCACGCUCUCAAGAGACAAUCUCUGCAUGACAGCAGCAAAGGCCAGGCUGCGAGGAUUGACGACUCGAGUAAGCGCCACCACACGGUGCUCGACGAGGUAGCAGAAAUCAUUGUUCUGCCCGAUUUCAACGCAGAAGUGAUUAAGAACGAAGAUGAUCCUCGCAAAAUUGAACUUUCUGACGAGGUUGUAAGGCAGCUACAAGAGUAUGUGACCGUCAUCGCCAGUCUCUACCACCAUGACAAUCCAUUCCACAAUUUCGAGCACGCGAGUCACGUGACAAUGUCUGUAGUGAAACUACUGACACGUAUUGUAGCACCAGAAGACGUCCUCAAAGAGGAGGACGACGACGUCGUCGACAAGCGAUUGCAUGAUUAUACAUUCGGAAUCACAUCAGAUCCAUUGACACAGUUUGCCUGUGCUUUCAGUGCAUUGAUCCAUGACGUCGAUCAUCAAGGCGUACCCAACACACAAUUGAUCAAAGAGAAGUUUGACAUUUCAGCGAUUUACAGGGACCAAAGUGUAGCGGAACAGAACUCUGUGGACCUGGCCUGGGCUCUGCUUAUGGAAGACAACUUCAAAGAUUUACGCGAUGUCAUCUACGAAACGGAAGACGAACGUCAGCACUUCCGCCAGCUUGUGGUGAAUGUUGUGCUCGCGACAGAUAUUUGUGAUGCCGAACUCAAGGCACUACGCAAUGGUCGCUGGGCCAAAGCUUUCAGCGGAGAAGAGCCUCAGACCGAAUUGGAGGUUACCGCUGCCGUCAACAGAAAAGCCACCAUCGUUUUGGAGCACAUCAUUCAAGCCUCGGAUGUGGCCCAUACAAUGCAACAUUGGCACAUCUACCGCAAGUGGAACGAGAACUUUUUCAGGGAGAACAUGAAGGCGUACCGGUCUGGAAGAGCGGAGAAGGAUCCCUCAACAUACUGGUACCAGGGGGAACUUGGAUUCUUUGACUAUUACAUCAUACCUCUUGCUAAAAAGCUCAAGGAGUGCGGUGUCUUUGGUGUGUCCAGUGAUGAGUACUUGAACUACGCCAUGUCCAAUAGGAGAGAGUGGGAGGCAAACGGCAAAGCAGUUGUAGCGGAAAUGUCUGCCAAGUUUUUACCAGAGCUCAUCGAAGAGGACGAGGAAGUGGAACAGUUUGAGGAUGAAUUAAUAUCGUCUGAAGACAACAAUGACACUACCAACCACCUCCUCACGGAAUCCAGCCUCAAACGCUCUAUUCGCGCUUCACAGAAUCGCAAACAAGAUAUUAUUCCCACGACACCGUCUGGCAGGGUUUUGAAGAUGGAAGAGUUCGAGGAUGAGGGUACGUCGACAGAGCUGAUUGCCCCUUUGAGCGCUCAUGCCUUGUCGGCGUGA
Messenger RNA from Seminavis robusta, 3807 nucleotides. The record is from the annotation of a GenBank genome assembly. Lineage: Eukaryota; Bacillariophyta; Bacillariophyceae; Naviculales; Naviculaceae.